UUCCAAUGAAAACCUAACAAUGAAUCACUGAGCUGCGAGAGGUGACAAACUGAAGGUCUGACCACAGGUGCUGCUGUCAUCAUCCUGAAAAUAACACGCCAUGUUCCGGAAAGAGCGACCCUCUUUAAUCGACCGCAGCGCACGGCUGAUCGUCAUUUUAUGAAUUUCAAAGCAGCGACCGUCGUCGGACUGUCUGCCAUUUUCUCCCAGAAGUUUUCCAGGCAAGUUCAUUUUCAGUGAUGGCAGUGCCAGGGUCAGGUGGGUCUAUCCUGCUGGCCUGGCUUUCCAUUUUUCUUUGCUGCAUCAACCACCUGGAUGGUUGCACAACUGGCACACCCAACGAAUGCAAAGAAGCUGACUUUGUGCCAGGGUACAACCUGGCGGGUGAAGGCUUUGAUGUGGUCAAAAUGCAGCGCAAAGGCUCCUAUGUGAUCAACACCAAUGACUGGAAGAAAAAGGACCGUACCUGCACCAUCUGCAAGAACAGCCUGAUGGACAAUGCCGUGCAGAAGCUGCCCCUUUCCAUGGUCGACUGGCGGGUGGCUCCCUUGUGUAAUAACAAGUUGUCCAGCACGGUCUAUCAGUCAAGUGAAAGCCUGGUGAGCUCCAGCACCUCAAGCAUAGAGAACAACUGGAAAGCUGAACUGAACAUCAAGGUCAAACCUGAACUGGAAGGGCGUCUCAUGAUUGGGGGCACCCAGUCGAAACUUUCUGAGUAUACGAUGGAGAAGUCCAAGAAUGACAAGUAUGCCUUCACGAGCCAUGAAGUGUCCUGCCGAUAUUACAGUUACAGGGUGGUGGCAGAGCCAAAGCUUCACCCAGAAUUCCAGCGUACACUGAGGAAGCUGCCGAAGGUUUUUGAUGAAAAGAGCAAGAAAGCAUAUGAAAAAGUCAUCGAAACGUUUGGCACACAUUACAUCAAACAGGUUCAACUGGGAGGAAAGAUCAGGAGCGUCACCUCCAUUCAGACUUGUAAAGCUGCUUUAAAAGGUCUGAACGUGGACGACGUCAAAGACUGCCUGGAUGCUGAAGCCUCCGCGACUGUCGGGGACAAGGUUAACAUGAGAAGCGAAGUUCACCACUGCAAAGAGUCCAAAAAGAAAGGCGAAUCCCAGCAGAGCUUCCACAACACCUUCAACGAUCGUGAAACCCAAGUGUUUGGUGGCAAAUUCUCCAGCCCCGACUUGCUCUUCUCCGCAUCCACGGAUCCCAGUGCUUAUCAAGAGUGGCUCGAAAGCCUCAGGACCCAGCCAGACGUCAUCGCCUACUCUCUGGAGCCCCUGUCCAGUCUGGUCCGCUUCAAAGGCCCCCUGAAAGAAAAUCUACGACAAGCUGUGAGCCACUACGUCCUGGAGAAUGCCCUCCUGAAGAACUGCUCGAGCGUUUGUGCGGUGGGAAGCAGAAGUCCGGCACGUGAUUCAUGCAACUGUGUCUGUCACAGCAACAAUAUGGUCAACUGCAUGUGUUGUCCCACCCAAAAGGGUCUCGCUAAGAUUACUGUGACUGUCAAGAGGGCGACUGGACUCUGGGGGGAUUACCACAGUCAAACAGAUGCCUUUGUAAAGGUUUUUCUGGACCAAAGGGUCGAAACGACUAAUGUGAUCAUGGAAACAAAUGACCCCAGGUGGAACCGCCAGUUCGACAUGGGGUAUGUUAAUCUUGCAAUGGUAGGCCAGCUGAAGUUUGAAGUUUGGGAUGAAGAUAACAAGUGGGAUGAUGACCUCCUGGGCAGCUGUACCGUGCCUCUUGAGCAGGGGCCGAAGGAGUCCCUCUGUACCCUGAACCACGGCUCUCUCUAUUAUUCAUACAAGGUGGAGUGUGGGCCGAGCCUGGGGGGAGCGACAUGCUCUGAUUACAUCGCCAGUCCCAUGCACACCAACCUGAAGAAGAUCUUCGUGUCUAGAAACUCUGUGCGGGUCCCCCAAAAGGUCCUCUUGUCAAUGGGGGUCGGCUUCUUCAGCGCGGCUGCCAAUGCCAGCACCAGCGUGACAGGGACGGAGGGCCAUUGAAAGAUCACAAAACAGAAGGCCAUUUAGCAACCACUUCUUACUUCUUGUUUUACUCUUCAUAAAACAAAUCUGGAGCAGAAGAUCAAAUCUAAAUGCGUGCUUAACAAAUUAAACCCAGCUUGGAACGUACAGCCCUGGAGAUCCAACUGAACGUCAGCCUCUUCAUCUAAUUGCUCUUCUGUGAAAGUUUCCUAUUUGGGGGCCAAAUUAGCCAGCGACUGUCUGCAGUAACAGGAGUGCAGCUGGCGGCAUUUGAAAUUUCUGAAACAGCCUGCAAUGAGGACCACCAAACCUGCUCAUUGAGGGGCAGGAGUGCAGUGGAUGGAAAAAGCAACAUCUUUGAGACAAAUAUAGGAAUGAGUGACUGCCUGUUUCAUGUUGUACUAAUGAAAUCUAUCUAUCUAUUAUAUAGUGCCUUUUCUAUCUAUCUAUUAUAUAGUGCCUUUUCUAUCUAUCUAUUAUAUAGUGCCUUUCAUAUCUAUCUGUCUAUCUAUCUCUGUUAUAUAGCACUGUACAAAAGUCUGAGCACGCUGUUUUUAGCGUCAUCACGUUCACUGGUUAUGCUUGAGCAUGCGCAGGUGUUAUUUUUGUAUUUGAUGCGCAGAAACGCUGGACUUCCAGGAGUCUGCACGUUGCUGCAUUUGUGUUUUUUUUUUUUUAUUUUUUAUUUUUACUUCGUGUGCGUCUCUCUGAUGUAAGUUAAACGCUUUGUUGUUAAUUUUAUUAGAAAUAUAAGAGUUUUUCUGCAAGUAAUGAUGAAGCUCUUAACGACAUAUUCAGGCAACCCUUUAUGUGGUGUGAAAGUGUGUUCAGUUCAACGUUUAAAACUGUAUAAAGUACACUCAGAAAUGUUUUUUCUUUAUUAAAAUACUGGAGCUUUUCGAGAGCAGACUUGGUAGUGCCAGUUUAAGUAAUGAUGUUUUCGAGUCUACAGUGCUAACGCAUCUGGAAACUUUUAUUCAGCGCCUUUGCCAACGACGGCGCGUCAUAGCGCUCUGUUAAUGUCUACCGCCAUCUACUGACCUUUUUAGGUAUUACCAGUUUUUAGCAUUCUGUGAGCUUUUACAGUAUUUCUGUUUAUUUUAUGUUAUUGUAUUUAUUCAGUUUUAGAAACCACACACACGCACAUUUAUCUGCAUAUAGAUAUUUAACUCUGCCAUGCCAUUGCAACGAAUCCUUCCUUUGCAAAGUUCAGCAGUUAAUUGAGUCAUUCUACAUUAAUUCUGGUCUGCUUCUUCCUUCUUAUCAGAGAUGAGGAUUUGGUGCCACAUACACACCAGUUUGACACACGCACUGUUUAACUAGCACCUUUCUAUUUUUUUCAUAUAGUACCUUUCACAUUUAUUUAUUAAAUCAUAUCUUCUGCAUCUAUUCAUCAAUUAUAUAGUGCCUUUCACAUCUUUCUUUAAUAUGGUGUUUUUCACAUCAAUUUAUGCUUAUAAUACAGCAUCUCUCACACCUAUUUGUUACACAGUUAUCUGUUAUAUAGUGCCUUUCACAUCUAUUUAUUUUAUAGUGCCUUUCACAUAACCAUUUUACUUUUCUCUAUCUAAUCUGCAUUUCAUAUGUUAUAGAAUUAUUUAUUUCAUAGUGUCUUUUACCUGUCCAUCAUUCUGUCUUUUAUGUAGCACAUCUGAGUGUUCUAUCUAUCUAUCUAUCUAUCCCUGCCGAUUAGAUAGAUAGAUAUGAAUUUUAAUAUAUCUGUCUAUCAAACAAACAACAGACACAGAAGAAAUGAUUAUAGGUAUAGUAACAAAGACAACUUCAAUGGUUUAUGUUUCCAAACAUGGCUGAGCUUUUGAGUAUAUUCUGUUUUUAUAACAGUAUUUUUAAAUAUUAUGUCUUAAUAAAAUUAAUUCAUAUUUGAAA
Polypterus senegalus (gray bichir) is the source of this 3878-nucleotide messenger RNA. Its product is annotated as perforin-1-like. Gene Ontology annotation, biological process: immune response. Gene Ontology annotation, cellular component: membrane attack complex. Bases 240 to 2009 code for a protein of 589 amino acids. The record is from RefSeq and is a predicted model, not a curated record. NCBI's taxonomy places the organism in Eukaryota, Metazoa, Chordata, Cladistia, Polypteriformes, Polypteridae. The transcript has 4 exons.